Drosophila grimshawi is the source of this 1677-nucleotide messenger RNA. RefSeq names its product GPI mannosyltransferase 2. NCBI's taxonomy places the organism in Eukaryota, Metazoa, Arthropoda, Insecta, Diptera, Drosophilidae. The transcript is spliced from 2 exons. The coding region runs from base 167 to 1525 and encodes 452 amino acids. Gene Ontology annotation, biological process: GPI anchor biosynthetic process. The record is from RefSeq and is a predicted model, not a curated record. Gene Ontology annotation, molecular function: GPI mannosyltransferase activity; alpha-1,6-mannosyltransferase activity. Gene Ontology annotation, cellular component: mannosyltransferase complex; endoplasmic reticulum membrane.
UAGCCGGCCAGUUAAAUGUCGAAUAGAAACUAGGAAGUCAUCACACGACUGUUACACACACAAACACACUCGAAUUAUUUUGUUGAGCUUAGAAAAAUACACAGACGAUUUUACAACUACAACUGCAGCAGCAGCAGCAGCAAUAGCACAUAAAAAAUUUGGAAUAAUGACACUGAAGGUGACCAAACUGGCGCUGACCAGUCGCCUCAUCAUAUUAGCCCUACAAAUGGUGGCCAACUGGCUAGUGCCCGAUCACAAACCCGACGUAUUUCGUAUGCCACUGGAUGAAUACAAUAAUAAUAAUGCCACAAAUGCGCAAUUUCUGGACAAGAUUGUGAUGGGAUGUUUGGGCGGAUUACGGCACUGGGAUGGUGAAUACUUUCUGCACAUUGCCAACUAUUUGUAUACGUACGAGAAUACGCUGGCCUUCUAUCCCCUCUAUCCGGUUAUUGUGCGCAAUUUGGCUACCGCUUGCCAAGUGUUUAAUGUGCCACUUUCGUUGCCAGCGUUGACGCUACUCGUGGCAAUUCUGUUGAAUUUGUGGCUUUUCUGUGAGGCAGCCAACUAUCUGUAUCAGUUGACCCAACGAAUAUUCAACGAUGCACACAAGAGUUGGAAUGCGGCGCUCGUCUUCUGCUUCAAUCCGGCGAGCAUUUUCUUCAGUGCCGCUUACUCGGAAACUCUGUUCGCCUACUCGAGUCUCAUCUUGAUGCUGGAAUGUGUCCGACCAAAGCAACAAUUUCAUUACAUGCGCAUUUGUGCCAGUUUGACGGCGUGCAUCAUGUGCCGCUCGAAUGGAUUGAUUGCCCUCGGGUUUCCAAUUUACUUCUUUGCCCGACAUCUAAUCCUCACGGUCGGAGUGAAGCGUUGUCAGACGCUGUUCAAGAUGUCGCUGGCUUUGUUGGUGCCGUUGAGCAUCUUGCAUGCCUUUUAUUUCUACAUAUAUCGGUUGUAUUGCAUGCCCAGCAUCAAAGUUAAUCAUCCCCAGCAAGUCCUGCAAUUGGCAAGCGAACGAAAUUAUUUGGUCUCUGGUCGGGGACCGGAUGCAUCGCCCUGGUGCCAGUAUACCCUGCCAUUCCCAUACAAUUAUGUCCAAUCGACCUAUUGGGAUGUGGGCUUCUUGCGCUACUAUCAAUGGAAGCAGCUGCCCAAUUUUUUGCUGGCUCUGCCUAUGUUGCUCUUCAUGCACUGGCAUUACUGUGAUUACUUGUGGCAUUUGGUGACGAGGAGUUGGCCAGCAAAUGCCGCCAACCUGCGAGAGUUACUCAAGGGACAGAAGGCGUUGCCAUUUAUACUCCAUGGCGCAUUCCUUACAAUGGUCUGUGCCCUAUUCGUGAACAUUCAGGUGUCGACGCGUCUCUUGGCGUCGGCCUCACCUAUUUUCUAUUGGUUUGCGGCGGAUCAUAUGCCCAAGUCGUUGUCACAGCUCUCGUUGCGCUCGCAGGCAGGCGCUCUGUUUGUCUGGUGCACCACCUACUGUACCUGUGGCACCGUUCUCUUUUGCAACAAUUUUCCUUGGACUUGAACUGUUGAAAGGGCACCUCGUAUUAACAAUUUUUUGCCAAAGAGAGACUGCAUUAGCAUUGGAUUAGUUUAAACUCGUUUUAGCACGUGAUAAUGUUGACCACCUAAAAAAAACAAGAAAAGAAAAGAACCAAUGCAAUUGCAAAUUGCUUA